ACAAACAAACAAAGGAACAGUAAAUAAAAUCAGUAGUAAAAAUGUAAGUUUUGAAAUUUAAAAGUAAAACAGUGCAGAUUUGGUGCUUUAUUCAAAUGCAGCUGAGAACAGGUGAGUCUUCAACCUUCAACCUUGCAAUGACUUGAUAGUGCUAAUCGCUGCACCACCAUGAAGCCUUGUGCAGUCCUUAUGCAAAAUCAUAUAAGUAUACUUGGGCUGUAGAAACCGCAUCUUGUAUGUUAUUCUUGUGCUCAAACUCCAGUCAGGAAAAGUUACAGGCACACCCUGUCAACCCACACAAUUCCUGUCAUGUAUCAGAAUUGCACUCAUUUCUGUGUAUUUACAGCUACUCUAACAGCUUUGUGAAGAGAUUUCUUCACAUGCUGGUAGAGUUUGGUUGCAGUUAUUAAGUCAAAGAGGGGGUCGAGACAGGUUCUGAGUGCUACCUGAAAAACUCAGUGUACAUGUUUUGAGGCCUCGAAGGCAGUGCUUCCCCUGCCUCCUCAUUUGAUCCGUAGCAUUAAGCUGUUCCACCAUUACUCGUUGUGAGAUCAAUUCUUCCUGUAUAAAUGCAGUAACCACAAAUGUAACUGCCCCCAGUGUCCAAAUGUGCAACAACACAAAACAAAAACAAUAAAUGGCUCUUACACCCAUGGCUGCUAUAUUACGCUUUUUUGGUUUCAUGGUGGCCACGUUGUUAUCCUGUACAAGCCAGAACUGCUCUGACCACAUGAGUGCCGGGAAGCCACCCACUCCCGCUUCCCUUCAUGGAUCAACCACGUUCUGGCCAGCUGACUGUGCAGCAGAGAGCACCCCUAAAACUAUGAAGCGUUUCCCAGGAUCUGUAACUUAUUCAGCCAGCUAUUUUCAUACCCCAUUUAUUUCUGUUAUUUCCUUCCUCAUUGCCAUAACAGUGAUGUUGUUUUCUUCUUGCUCCAGGCAAUGAGCAUUGAAAGUUUAAAGUGGAUGUAAAAAAAAAGAGAGAGAGAGAGAGAAGCUAUGCGACCACAGAGUUUAUUCUCGUGCUCAAAAUAUUUCCACCCAUGGAAAGUCUGCUCAUCAUGAAACCAGUCUCUCCUUUACUCACAAAUGAAAUGUACGCCUGACUGUAUAAUAUUUUCUCUGCUAUAACAUUAUAUGUAAAACAAACAAAUAAAUAAAUAAACGUCUGUGCACACCCAGAUGAGUCUGCUCUUUUCCUGUGUUUCUAGUUAGAGGUGCUGUAUUCCAUCUGUAAAGCCCCUCUUAGAUGUAUGGAAUAAGCAUCCCGUCAUGAGCUCCCAUGUGACAUGACCUCCUUUAGGUGAGGUAUUUUGAGCCACUUUGGCUGUGCAGAUAAGCAGCAUUUGAUCUUAAGCCUGUUUCAAUAACAACCCCUGGCUGCAGAAUGUUCUGAGACUCCUCCUCUGUGAUGGAAAGUUGCUGUCACUGUUAACAGACGCAGAUUUCCAAUGUGUUUCUUUGAAACUGGUGUAUCAGUGUGAGGACGUGAGCUUCAUCUUCAACAUUUCCUGCUUGCCUGGUGGAGUAGUGGAGUUGCAUUAAGAACAUUUCCCCCGCAUACCAGGAGAACAAACAUUUGGAGGCAGAGAAACAUGAUUGCAGCUGCUCUGGUGAUGUGUGCUGUUGGGCUGUUCUGCUCUGAUGGUGUGGAGACUCAGGUCUGUGUAUCCAGUCAUGAGGCAGCAUGUUUGCUACCAGCUGAUUAUCUGAAUCGAUCUGGUCCCAUCAGCAAAGAGUUGGCUGUGGGUAAGAAACUCAUCAUCUCCCUGGAGGGCCUCUCUGGAUCUCCUGUCUGCCACUGGAUCAGAGGAAAAGACCGAGUAAUGACAGCCAGAAAUGUGAGUCAGUCCAUGGUCACACCACUGCUUUCUGAGACAGAUUCAGGGGGGUACACUCUGACCUGUGACUCCAACAAUGCCCCCAUGUUCUCCACGACUGUGAUUCUUCAUGUGGUAAUGAAACGUCCAACAAAACCACAGCUGAUGCUCGAUGGUGUUGACGUGUCAGAUACUUCCCCCCUUUUUAAGUGUGUCUCUGAGGGUUUCCCAAAUCCCACAAUUAAAUGGUCUGGGGACAGGGAUAGGGAUAAAACUUUUAAGGGAAGCGAUGGAAGGACAGAGAGCACAAUUUCAAGCACUCAAUAUUAUAAUACAGGAAUGAUGUGCUGUGCAACCAAUGCCAAAGGACAAGAGUGCUCCCAACUGUAUGACUACGACUUGAUGACCAAAGAUGAGGUGUCUACUGUCACCCUGAGCGAAGGUCAGUCUCUGCUGCUUCGCUGCAGAGUAAAAGGAUACAGUCUGAAAUCACCUGUGUGGGAGAAAGGAGGAAGACUGCUCGAUGCCAGGACAUUAGCAUGCAAACCAGAGAAGGAGGAGGAGAAGGAGGCGGAGAUGUGCAUUAAAAAUGACUCACAUUACGAUGUUCGGAUGGCCUACCUGUCCAUCAGAUCAGUGAGAGAGGAGCACAGCGGCAAUUACACCUGCACGAGUACAGAUAAAACCCCAAAGUCUAUUUAUGUUCAUGUCUCAGGGAGUCCACCUACUUAUAACAACUUGAUGCUGCUGAAAGUAAGCAGUUUGAUUCUCCUGCUGACUUGGCUAUAGUCAGUGAAGUGCUCAUGUUCCUCAUCAAAAAUUAGCUGUUAUAACACCAUAACCACCAGACCUUAAGCUACUGCAACAAUCCAAUGACCACUGUGGACAUUUGAGUGAAACAGAAAAUUAGACUGAUUACUGACACAUCUGAGUCAGAUAUUUGAGAAGGAUCUUCUGCAACCAUCAUGUACAGAGUGAUCACCUAUAUAACAUUUUAUCCAUACGACAUGUUACGCAAUAUUCUUUUCAUAAUAAUUUAGAGCACAAUGAACUUGUUUUACAUUUUAUUCAAAUGUAGUUUAAUUUCAUAGGUUGGAUAAAAAAAAUAAUUCAGCUUUACAAUAUCUGCAUAUGUUACGAAAUGUUUCUAUAUACAACUCAAACAAGUUGUGUUUUACUAUAACAUAAUCUGGCAACAUUUUUAUAAUCUGCAAAGUUUUAUAAUAUGCUAAUUUCCCUAAAAGAAUCUUAAUUAAAGUAUUUUAGAUCGGGCUGCAAAACAAUUUUCUACAAAAUAAGUGGCACUAGAUUUUAUCAGAUAAGAUAUUGUUACUAAAGAAAUUAUCUUUCUUGUUUUUAAACACCCAUCAAUGAUUGCAAGCAUUUUAUGUAUUUAUCUAUUUUGUAGAUUCUUAUUUUUAUAGACUUUAUAUGCUGUUGCAUUUUUAUUCUGUACUGUAUUCUGGCAUAUGUCUGUAUUAUACAUACAUUAUGCAGUAAAAGUUGCUUUACUCAUUCAUAAUAAAACUGAU
Oreochromis niloticus (Nile tilapia) is the source of this 3352-nucleotide messenger RNA. Its product is annotated as neural cell adhesion molecule 1. The record is from RefSeq and is a predicted model, not a curated record. The transcript has 11 exons. Lineage: Eukaryota; Metazoa; Chordata; Actinopteri; Cichliformes; Cichlidae. Gene Ontology annotation, cellular component: plasma membrane; cell-cell junction. Gene Ontology annotation, molecular function: cell adhesion molecule binding. Bases 1596 to 2609 code for a protein of 337 amino acids. Gene Ontology annotation, biological process: homophilic cell-cell adhesion.